GUUCCCCGAUCCCAGGCCCGGGGGCAGGCUCGCGCUGGCGCUCGUUCCCGGGGUCCCUGUCCCGCGGGCUUGGCGGUGGCGGCUGCGCGCGCGUGCUGGCCUGCCGGGUCCCCGCCCCCAGACGCUCCGGGCUCCCGGGCCACAGCUGCCAUGUGCUCCUUAGCGCCGGGCGCUACCGGCGGCCGGGGCGCUGUGGAGGAUGAGGACAUGCCAGAACUGUCGGACAGCGGUGACGAGGCCGCCUGGGAGGAUGAGGACGAUGCUGAUUUUCCCCACCACAAGCCGCAGACCCCCUGCCUGUUCUGUAACAGGUUAUUCACAUCUGCUGAAGAAACAUUUUCACACUGUAAGUCUGAGCAUCAAUUCAAUAUUGAUAACAUGGUUCAUAAACAUGGACUUGAGUUUUAUGGAUACAUUAAGCUAAUAAAUUUCAUUAGACUUAAGAAUCCUACAGUUGAGUAUAUGAAUUCCAUAUACAACCCUGUGCCUUGGGAGAAAGAAGAGUAUUUGAAACCAGUAUUAGAAGAUGACCUUUUACUUCAGUUUGAUGUAGAAGAUCUUUAUGAACCAGCAUCAAUUCCAUUUUCAUACCCCAACGGACUCAGUGAAAAUACAUCUAUUGUUGAAAAAUUGAAACAUGCAGAAGCCAGGGCGCUGUCUGCUGAAGCUGCAUUAGCUAGAGCACGGGAGGAUCUUCAGAGAAUGAAACAAUUUGCUCAAGAUUUUGUGAUGAACGCAGAUGUCAAAACCUGCUCGUCAUCCGCUAGUGCCAUCGCAGACCUCCAGGAGGAUGAGGAUGGUGUUUAUUUCGGCUCAUACGGGCAUUAUGGGAUACAUGAAGAAAUGCUAAAGGACAAAGUACGAACAGAAAGCUACCGAGAUUUUAUAUACCAAAAUCCACAUAUCUUUAAAGAUAAGGUAGUUUUGGAUGUUGGAUGUGGAACUGGAAUCCUCUCUAUGUUUGCUGCUAAAGCUGGAGCAAAGAAGGUUCUUGGAGUUGAUCAAUCCGAAAUACUUUACCAGGCAAUGGAUAUCAUAAGACUAAAUAAACUUGAAGAUACUAUUAUACUAAUUAAAGGAAAGAUUGAAGAAGUUCGCCUCCCUGUAGAAAAAGUGGAUGUUAUUAUAUCUGAGUGGAUGGGCUAUUUUCUUCUUUUUGAGUCUAUGUUAGAUUCUGUCCUUUAUGCAAAGAACAAAUACUUGGCAAAAGGAGGAUCGGUCUAUCCUGACAUUUGCACUAUCAGCCUUGUAGCAGUGAGUGAUGUGAAUAAACACGCAGAUAGAAUUACUUUCUGGGAUGAUGUCUAUGGCUUCAACAUGUCCUGCAUGAAGAAAGCAGUUAUUCCAGAAGCUGUUGUAGAAGUUUUGGAUCCAAAGACCCUUGUUUCAGAACCUUGUAGUAUUAAGCAUAUAGAUUGCCAUAAGGCGUCUAUCUCAGAUUUGGAGUUUUCUUCAGAUUUUACUCUGAAUAUCACAAAGACCUCCAUGUGCACGUUCCAGGUUCAUUCAUUCAAGAGACAUGAAAGCAUAUACUCACAGAAAUGCUUCAGAGAAGCAAUUCAGAUGCUCGUCACCUGAACAAUGAUAAACAAAACGUGGUUUAUUUAUACAGUGCAAUACUAUUCAGCCGCAAAAAGAAUGAAGUACUGACGCAUGAUACGAUGUGGAGAAACCUUAAGUACAUCAUGUACGCUAAGUGAAAAGCCAAAUCACAACCAGCCACGUAAUGUAUAAUUUCAUUCAUAUGAAAUGGUCAGAAGCAGUAAAUCUUUAGAUGUAGAAUAGAUGAGAGGAGAAUGAAUACAGAAUUUCUUCUGGGAGAGGCAAAAAUGUUUUCUAGUUAGAUUAUAGUGACGGUUGUACAACUCUAUUA
Otolemur garnettii (small-eared galago) is the source of this 1873-nucleotide messenger RNA. RefSeq names its product protein arginine methyltransferase 3 (gene PRMT3). NCBI's taxonomy places the organism in Eukaryota, Metazoa, Chordata, Mammalia, Primates, Galagidae. Gene Ontology annotation, molecular function: protein-arginine N-methyltransferase activity. Bases 151 to 1578 code for a protein of 475 amino acids. The transcript is spliced from 14 exons. Gene Ontology annotation, biological process: peptidyl-arginine methylation. Gene Ontology annotation, cellular component: nucleus. The record is from RefSeq and is a predicted model, not a curated record.